Ananas comosus (pineapple) is the source of this 3893-nucleotide messenger RNA. RefSeq names its product homeobox-leucine zipper protein ROC1-like. NCBI's taxonomy places the organism in Eukaryota, Viridiplantae, Streptophyta, Magnoliopsida, Poales, Bromeliaceae. Gene Ontology annotation, molecular function: lipid binding. The record is from RefSeq and is a predicted model, not a curated record. The transcript has 7 exons. The coding region runs from base 939 to 1904 and encodes 321 amino acids.
UAGAGAAUAAAAUCACGUAUAGAAAAUAGCAAAUAGAGGCGGUAUUAUAAACAAACACUUCCAGAAAAACUAAAAUAUGAUGUCCAUGAUCAAUCUUUCUAAUUUCUAAGAGAAAGAACGAAUCAAGCUUGUUCCACAAAAGCCACAUAGUAUAUCUAUUAACUUACAUGAAUUUUCAAUGUUUGUUGCCACAGAAUUCCCCAUGUUUGUUGCCACAUGGCAAGUUUUUCUUCACCCUCACUAGAAUGUGACUCUUCUUCUUCCUCUCACUAAACUUUCAAUGUACAUUUUAACGGUUUCACUAACAAAACUUUCAAUUAAUCUAUAUAUCCUCUAUUAAUCCCCCGUAUUGGUUAUCCACGUGUCAUCUUACUUUUAAUCCUCUAUUAAUCUCCGUAUGGGUCCCACCUGCUACCCCCGCCGGUUCGAUCCUGCUGCCCCGUCGGUUCGAUCCCUGCUACCCCCACCGCUUCGAUCCCUGCUACCCCCGCCUUUUCGAUAGCUCCUAUUACUCUUUUCACCGCUUCGAUCCCGUCGGUUGCUCCCCUUAUCUCUCCUCUCCUCUCUUCUCCACCCCUUUCCUUCGAUCCCCUUCGUCCCCUCGACCUCUCCCCUCCCUCGAAGCCCUAGCUUUCUCGAUCGUGGGGGGUGGGGUGCGGCCAUGAAUCUUGCGGGGCUCAGAUCAGUGGAGAACGCCCACGACGAGUCGAUCUGGGCGGCGACGUGAGUCCCUGCCACCGACUCCCGCCCCGCGCUCCUCCUCACGGGCUCCCUCGACGAGACCAUGAGGCUCUGGCGCCCCGACGAGCUCGCCGCGGCGGCGCCGCCCUCACGCGGCCACGCCCUCGGUGGCGUCGCUGCCGCCGCCCACCCCUCCGGCUCCCUCGCCGCCGCGGCCUCCCUCGACAGCUCCGUCCGCGUCUUCGACGUCGACUCCAAUGCCUCCGUCCCCUCCCUCGACGCCCCCUCCCCCCCCCCUCCUCUCCCUCCUCCGAGGUCUGGGGCUUGUAGUUCGACCCCAAGGUAUGACAGUAGGAGACAGCGCAAGACCGGCAAUAGCACAGCUAGCAAUUGAUGCGAUGACCGAGCUCAUAAACAUGGCUCAGCUUGAGGAGCCACUGUGGCUUCGAAGCCCCGACGGCACAAAUGAUAUACUGAAUGAAGAGGAGUACGCGCAGCAUUUAUCGCGGGGGGUCGGGCCAAGGAUAGAUAGACUGAAGACAGAGGCGACCCGUGUGACGGCAGUGGUUGCACUUGACUGCAGGCAACUUAUAGACAUCUUCAUGAAUGCCAAUAGCUAUGAAUCAUUCUUUUCAAGCAUUGUUUCGACGGCCUCGACUGUCGAAGCUUUUCCUGCAGAAGUUCAGGGAAGUGAUGACAAAACUCUGCAGCUGAUGAAAGAAGAGUUCCGGUUCCCAUCUCCUUUGGUGCUGAAAAGAGAAUGUGUGUUCUUAAGGUACUGCAAACAGCAUGGUGAAGGCCCUUGGGCCGUCGUCGAUGUUUCUUUUGACGGCCAUGGUUACUCUGAAAAAAUAAACACUGACGGUCGCGAUUACACCAAAACGACAUGUCGGAGGAGACCAUCAGGCUGCAUAAUCAAAACAAUGCAAGAUGGUUCCUCAAAGGUUGUAUGGGUUGAGCAUGUCGAGGUGGAUGAUGGAGGUGUUCAUGAGAUGUACAAGCCAUUUGUGAACUCAGGUCUAGCCUUUGGCGCAAGCCAGUGGAUCACAACUAUUGAUCGACACGUGAUGGCCAUUAACAAUUCGAUCUUCGAGUACAAUGUAGAUGCCGAGGAUGGGGACACCGUUCUACUUGGUGUAGCGAAGAAAGCCAUUGGGGAAGGAGGUGGUGUCGCCGGCAUGGACAGAAUAGGGGCCGCUGGAGAGGACAGAGGUGAGGGUUAGCGUUACGGCGCCAUCGUCGUCGCAGAUCGCCCCAUCCGCGACACCUUCUGCGUCCUCAACAAGGACGGCACCGGCAUCAGCUAUGGGCUCUUAUUUGCCUUUGGCCAAGUCCACGAUUUCUUCAGGAAGAUUGUCUAUCGGUUCACAUCCAAGGAUACAAAGUCAAUAGGUCCAAAUCCGAGUAUGUAAAGAGAGAAUCCGGAACAUCGGCCAAUUUCUUCUCUGACCGGUGGCAUCGCGGUAGAGAGGGACUAAACUGCCCCAAAAUAGAUUGAAGCUCACAUGUGCGAUGAAAUAUCUAAGCGAACAAUCUAAUUACUUAGCUUUAGGUAUUUUCCUCUUCUCUUUGUUAAUUUAUUAUUUGAUUCAUUUUUUGUUGAUUUUGUUAAUAUCUUAUAGCAAAUGAUUUAUCUGAAUAUUUUGCAAAAUAAUGAGAUGAUAGACCUUCUCUUUAACUUCUAUGUAGUUAGGAGUUUUUUAGGUUAAAUAACUUUUAAUUAAAAGAUGGACGAAAUAAAAAGGAUUGGAAGAAAGAAAAGUUAAGAUGAUUUCUUGCUAAUAUUAGUUGUGUUGUUACUUCUCACCCACAGAAAAAGAGAAAUAAUUGGAUCCAUACUUAGAUGUAGUUUCCAGUUAGGAUUAAAUGUGGCAAGUGCUAAUUUUUCUCUCAAAAUCAAAUGUCUGUGAUGUGUAAAAUUUUCAUUUUCUUUGACCUUCUUAUAUGAAUUAGUUUUCACCUAAAGUUAAAGAUUCUAGUGAAAACAUAUUCAGCAUUAUAUUGGAAAAGGAUUAACAGUCCUAAGUUGCAAAUAAUAAUGUAUCAAAUAAUCUGCUAGCCUGAAAGAUAACUUCAUUUUUCACCUCAUGUAACUUUUCCUAUGCAUAUAUUUUAGCUACUUCCUAUUUCUUAAAUAUGCUUUGUGGCCCAGUGUACAUUAUCUAAAACCCCUUCAAAAAUGUUAAUCAGUUAGGAGAAGAAUAUUUUCUAUAGAAUCAACUAAUGUUUCUGUAGUGAGUUUUUGUUCUAAUGUGACAUUCUUUGUAUUAUAUUUGAUCUCUAUAAGAAAAAAAAAAUAUUAGACUCAAACUUCUGAAUAAGUAUAGGAUGAGCAAAUUAAUAUUCAAUUUGCUCCUCCAAGUCCGUAUUUGUCAAAUCUUCAGAUUAUAUUGCAUGCUUUAGUUUCUUAAUUUUGGUGUUUUCUCAUAUAAAGAGAGUUUGACAGUUUCAUAUUUUUGCAUGAGGAUUUUAUCCUUCUUCACAGCCAUCGACAACUUUUGCCUAAACAAAGAAGAACUUUCGCCAGAAUUUGCAAGCUUUUUUGUAAGGCUUUUACAAUUUUUAAAUAACUUACAUCUUUGAGAGUUACAUGAUUUGCACAUUAGAUACUUGAUGAAUUGUCCGUAUAGGUUUUUAAUUUUUCGGUAAAAUGGUUGUUAGUAAAAUAAUUAAGAUGCUACUCUUAAAUUUAACAUUUAAAUGCUGAAAGUUUUUAAUUAGUUUGGUUCAGUUUUAAGCUUUAUUUUCUCUUUCUUUUCGUUUCUUUUUUUUAAUGAUUGGUGGUAAGUUUAUGAUUUGGGUCAAUAUUUGAAUGUCAGGACUUUACUUUUUCAGAUUAUUAGUAAAUGUUAACUAAAACUAAUAAUGUAUUCAAGUCUUCUUGAUUCACUAAUUCAUCAUUAAGUUGUGCUACAUGUGAGGUUGAGAAUGCCAACAAAGUUCGGACACUCCUUUUUAGUGCUACUCUACCAAACUGGGUGAAGAAGGUGUGUUUCAAAAACAAAAUACAGUGAAUGAAGGAGAUUACUGACAUAGUUGAUGAGCAUCUUGAGCUUGCUUCUUUCCUCGGAGGGGAGCUGUAAUGUUUGAUAUUUGAGAGUUUUUCAAGUAUGUCAAACUUUUUGUUGUUUAAAGUUGAAAUGUUUAAAAGUGCUGAAUUACAGUUGUUUUUGUUUAAUUUUAGCUUUAAGAGCUCUAAUUUUUUUAUUGCU